AUGGGUGAACCAAAGUACACAAUCUACGUCCGGGUUCCAAUCCCGCGUGGAGACUUUGUCGACCCCCCUCAGGUUGAUUGGGACCCUGAGAAGGAUGAAGCGCUGUGGCGCAUCCUGUCCAGCGCUACACAAAAAGAGAUAGACUGGAAUGAUAUAGCAGCUAGAUUCGAUGUCACAGUCGACUUCCUUCUCAAGCAGGUGGCGUACCUCACCGAACGACAUGCUUCGCAAGUUAGGGCCCAAGUACGGAAAGCGGCCGCAGCGGCAAAGGGCUCUGCCGCGCCGUCGCCCAUCCCCGCGGCCGAGUCGUCUACCGCAGCCGAUCGACGAUCCCACAUUGGACAGCUCAUCGGCCGCGAUUCCCCGAUGCCUCGCAACGAAGCGAACGGAGCGAUACGCCCUGCCAUUUCCCGUGGGGGUUCGGGCAACACAAUCCCUCGCGAUACUGCUGGCUCUUCGCCGCGCCUGGAGAGCAAACAGCCGCCUUCUCGCCCUACGGUCGAAACUGCGAAUCGACGCCGCAUAUCAUCUCUGCCUAUUGCGGCACCAAGCCCGAAAACAGCUGUGUCUCAAGACCCCAAGCGAGACGAUGUGGUGUCCCCAGGACCUGCAGACUCUACUUCGGGAGAGUCAUCUGAGGAUGAGUCUAGCCCUGCGCAAUCCCGAAUUAUACGACGCCCUCCCCGUUAUCAAGAAAACGACGGCUCAUAUCAGGUAGAUGAUGAUGGCGAUGACGAAUCCGAGCCAGCAUUUCAACCGUACAAGUCCACUGCAGACCAGAAUUCAGCCUCGGAUCUGGCAUCGACUUUGCGAGACAACCGGACAUCAAUCAAGCGAGGCAACAAACAUCCCGCCCGCGAGCGAAUCCACCAGUCCCAAACGUCCGAUUCCUCUGCAGGAUCUGGCGCUCUUGGUGCUGAUUCAGUAAAGCCUCGCCGCCUGAAAUCUCACACCUCAAAUCGUAAUGCUGCACAAUCGGCACAAAGCCCUUCCGGGCAAGGCAAACUUUCCUCACAAGAGGGCAGCGACGGGACGCCAAGCAUGGGAAGUAGUUUUAGCGAUCUUGACGAUGCUUCCGUCACACAGUCUGCUUUGGAGGAAGCUCUAGCAUCCAACAUGCAUGGUGCUGGGAGCCGCUUCAGCAUAAGCCAAGCUUUCCGCAGUCGCUACUUUGUCAACGACAAAGACGAAGUUCGCUCUAUUGCCGACCCAGACUACUACUUCAACCACUUCUUAAACAAGAACCAGCGGGUAAAUCUGCGUCAACGAACCCAGUUCCAGGCUGCUCUCCGGAGCAUUGUUCACGACAGACUCGAGUCUCUCGGUCUUCGCAAAACCCCGUUGCCGCCACCCGAGCUAGGAUCCGAGGCCAAGCAUGUCAACAUUUUCGUUUCAGAGAACAUCAAGAGCGCCGAACGCAUCAUUGUCGUGUUCGGUGAAUGUGCCAAGGAGCUCGGUAUGGUUGCUAGUAGAAUCGCCGGCGGCCCAGGCGGCAUCAACAAGGGUACCAUGGUUGGGGCAGUGAAGGGCAUCCAGCGCUAUGAAUCGGCAGGUAUCAUCCUCGCUAAUAUGGGCGAGUCAUAUUGGUCCCAAGAGUACAAAAGAGCGGUUACACCCGCGGACAGUACCGCCCAGUCAAUGCCCAGCUUGGUCCAUAUGGGCAUCAAAUAUGAUGCACAAGUGAACGACAUUCCCGGGUCCGAAACCCCGUUGUGCCAUGCGCGGACAGUUCUGGACGCCGCCGUUACUCAGUACGCGAACAAGGAAGCAAAAAUCAACAUCAUAGCUCUAGGAGACAGUUGCGAGGUCAUUACUUCUCUCUUGGAUGGAGAGAAGACUUGGACUAGAUUGGGCGCAUCCCUCCAAGGUGCGCUGUUCUACAGUCCUGCGUUCUAUCAUGAAGUGAAGCAAGAAGGCUUGAAGAACUUUUUCCAAAAGAAAGCAAGAGGCUACGUCGUAUCCGAGCAACCUCUCGGGACUCCCCUCUCCGGAACCGAAGGCAGUACAGCGUCACGAGUACCGGCGCUCGGCUUCCCUUGCUAUUCCUCCGGAGAGCCGUGCUUUGGUGAGUGUUGCUUCGUCACUGCAUUGGAUGACGGACUCUCAUACCUCGACGAGGUGGCAAGAACGCCAAACUACGAAAACCCAGUCGUCAUGGUUUUCGAACCUGACGAGCUAGCCACGGCUGAGGAGGCGGAGCGCGCAUGGGAUGCGCUCCCGGCGGAUCAGAAGCCGAGCCUGAGCAUAGCAGACGACGCCGAGUUGCGGGAGCAGCUGAAGAGCAUGCGCAGAUUAAAAUAUUUCGAGGAGACGGGGGAAGCGCCCGAUAGCUCUGAGGAGGAGGAGGAGUCUGACAAGGAGGAGGAAACGGCCGGGAGCGAAUUGCCGGUGAAGCCAUGGUAA
This is a messenger RNA of Cordyceps fumosorosea ARSEF 2679, 2403 nucleotides long. Its product is annotated as Arb2 domain protein. Gene Ontology annotation, biological process: autophagosome assembly. NCBI's taxonomy places the organism in Eukaryota, Fungi, Ascomycota, Sordariomycetes, Hypocreales, Cordycipitaceae. The coding region runs from base 1 to 2403 and encodes 800 amino acids. The record is from RefSeq and is a predicted model, not a curated record. Gene Ontology annotation, cellular component: phagophore assembly site. The transcript has 8 exons.